Molecule: messenger RNA, 936 nt
Organism: Rhinolophus ferrumequinum (greater horseshoe bat)
Lineage: Eukaryota; Metazoa; Chordata; Mammalia; Chiroptera; Rhinolophidae
Product: olfactory receptor 4F15-like
Exons: 1
Coding region: 1-936 (311 amino acids)
Biological process (GO): G protein-coupled receptor signaling pathway
Cellular component (GO): membrane
Molecular function (GO): G protein-coupled receptor activity; olfactory receptor activity
Source: RefSeq, a predicted model, not a curated record
AUGAAUAAAGCAAAUUACUCUGAAGUGUCUCAGUUUGUGUUCCUGGGAUUUUCUACCAAUGGACCAGUGCAGCAUUUUCUCCUUGCCUUCUCUACAAUGCUUUAUGUAACAAUUAUUCUAGGAAACCUCCUUGUUAUGUUUACAGUGACCUUUGACCCUCAUUUACAUUCCCCCAUGUACUUCCUUUUAGCCAACCUCUCAUUUAUUGAUUUGUGUCUUUCUACCUUAACAGUUCCUAAGAUGAUUUCUGACCUGUACUCUGGGCACAAAACUAUAUCCUUCAAGGGCUGUGUCACCCAGAUAUUCAUCCUCCACAUCCUGGGUGGCUCUGAGAUGGUGCUGCUCAUCGCCACGGCCUUAGACCGAUAUGUGGCCAUAUGUCAGCCCCUCCAUUACCUCACUGUAAUGAGCCCAAAAGUGUGCGUUUUGUUUCUUUCUGGUGCUUGGAUUGUAGGCCUCAUUCACUCAGUGGCCCAGUUAGCUUUUGUUGUCCAUUUGCCUUUUUGUGGUCCUAAUGAGAUAGAUAGCUUUUAUUGUGACCUCCCUUGGUUUAUCAAACUUGCUUGCACAGACACCUACAGAAUGGAAUUUCUGGUUACUGCCAACAGUGGGUUCAUUUCCAUGGUCACCUUAUUCUUGUUGAUUAUCUCCUAUGUCUUCAUCCUGGCCACUGUAUGGAAACGCUCUUCAGGUGGUUUGGCUAAGGCCCUUUCUACUCUGUCAGCUCACAUCACUGUGGUGGUUUUGUUUUUUGGACCAUGCAUCUUCAUUUACAUGUGGCCAUUUCCCACAGUGCCAGUGGAUAAGUUUCUAGCCUUUUUGGAUGUUAUGAUUACACCCAUUCUGAAUCCUAUUAUCUACACACUGAGGAACAAGGAUAUGAAGAUGGCAAUGAGGAGACUGAGUAGUCAACUCCUGAAUUUGAGAAAGAGCUAA